This is a messenger RNA of Lutra lutra (Eurasian river otter), 1215 nucleotides long. RefSeq names its product RRP15-like protein. NCBI's taxonomy places the organism in Eukaryota, Metazoa, Chordata, Mammalia, Carnivora, Mustelidae. Gene Ontology annotation, biological process: maturation of 5.8S rRNA; maturation of LSU-rRNA. The record is from RefSeq and is a predicted model, not a curated record. Bases 1 to 834 code for a protein of 277 amino acids. The transcript has a single exon. Gene Ontology annotation, cellular component: preribosome, large subunit precursor.
AUGGCCGUGGCUGUGGGGGGCUCACGUGUGGGUGCAGGGAAAAAGCUGAAAAAUUCGCUGAAGAAGAAGAAGAAGAUGAAAAUGGUAGCUAGGGCUCUAGCUUCGGAGUUGGAAGAUGAGGGCAAAGACGCUGCUGACAGUGGAGGUUCUGUAGGAAGUUGUGAAUCAGAAAAGGAUCACUUUUCUUCAGAUGAUGAAUCAGUGGGAGUUGACAAUGAAGAAGAAGUUGAACCCUGUGGCAAUGGAAAUGAACAUACAGCCGAAGCUAGAGUUGGAACUAACGUGGGCUGGGCGGAUGCCAUGGCUAAAAUUCUUAACAAGAAAACUCCUAAAAGUAAAUCUACUAUUCUGGUCAAAAACAGAGAGCUGGAAAAGGAAAAAGAAAAGUUAAAGCAAGUGAGACUAGAGAAGAGAAAACAGCUUGAUAAGAAGCGGGAAUGGAAAAUGAUGUGCAGAGUAAAGCCAGAUGUUGUCAAAGACAAAGAAACAGAGAGAAAUCUUCAGAGAAUUGCAACAAGCGGUGUGGUACAGUUAUUUAACGCCGUGCAGAAGCACCAAAAGAAUGUUGAUGAAAAGGUUAAAGAAGCUGGAAGUUCUAUUAGAAAACGUGCUAAGUUGAUAUUGACUGUUUCCAAGAAAGAUUUCAUCAGUGUUCUGAGAGGGAUGGAUACAAGUACAAAUGAGAAAAGUUUGACUGGAAAGAACUUGAAAGCCAAACAGACUGAAGUGAAAUCAGAAGAGGGCCCUGGAUGGACAAUCUUACGUGAUGAUUUCAUGAUGGGAGCAUCCAUGAAAGACUGGGACAAAGAGAGUGAUGACGCAGAUAACCAGUGAGCCAGGGUCUGGGAGCGACUUGGAUACAUAAGGCCGUAGAGGAAACACAGCAUACAGUCAUUGUAUUUUUCCUAGCGAAAUGCUCUGUGCUCUCAGAGUUACGUGGCUGUGAAGCUAUCAUUUGUAAGAAAGCCCAAAGACUUUUACUAUUACCAACUUGGGUGUUUUCUCUUUUCGUGAAAACUUUGUUAAAUUAAGUUUUUCAAACCUUGUAUGAUUUUAAGCAUUGUUUCUCAAACAGGUAAAAAGGAGUAUUUCUGCUUAACUAGCGAGAUGCACAUUUUGCCCAGAUACGUUUACGUAUUGGUCAUGGAUAUUGGUAUUUUGUUCCAGUAUCACAGUUUCUAGAAAUGCAGUGCUUUUCAUAAUUAAAAUGAACUC